ACCCCCGCAUCGCUCUGUUCCUCCACCACCGCACGCCCUCCCUCUCCCUCUCUCCCUCUCCCUCCCUCUGCGAGAUUCGCGCGGCGGCGGCGGCGGCGGUCCGGAAUUGGCCUGGCCCUCCCAUCCCGAUGGCGGCGGCGGAUGAUCUGCCGGAGGGGACGUUGCGGAACGUCCUGGAGCAGGAGACCCUGAAGUGGGUGUUCGUCGGGGGGAAGGGCGGCGUCGGGAAGACCACGUGCAGCUCGAUCCUCGCGAUCCUGCUCGCCAGCGUCCGAUCCUCCGUCCUCAUCAUCUCCACCGAUCCGGCCCACAACCUCAGCGACGCCUUCCAGCAGCGGUUCACCAAGUCCCCCACCCUGGUUAACGGAUUCGCGAAUCUGUACGCCAUGGAGGUGGAUCCAAACGUUGAGCAAGAAGACGUAGGUAAUUCCGAAGGGAUGGAUAGCUUAGUCUCUGAGCUGGCGAAUGCGAUUCCUGGGAUUGAUGAGGCAAUGAGCUUUGCGGAGAUGCUGAAAUUGGUGCAAACAAUGGAUUAUUCUGUUAUAGUAUUUGACACAGCUCCAACUGGUCAUACACUACGGUUGUUGCAAUUUCCUUCAACAUUGGAGAAGGGACUUGCAAAAAUGAUGACUUUAAAAAGUAGAUUUGGUGGUCUUAUGAAUCAGAUGACGCGUCUUUUUGGUGUUGAUGAUGAUUUUGGUGAGGAUGCGAUUCUGGGAAAGCUCGAGGGCAUGAAAGAUGUUAUUGAACAAGUAAACAAGCAAUUUAAAGACCCCGACCUGACUACCUUCGUCUGUGUUUGCAUUCCCGAGUUCCUCUCCCUAUAUGAAACGGAGAGACUGGUGCAAGAGCUCACCAAGUUUGAGAUCGACACUCAUAAUAUAAUCAUUAACCAAGUGCUUUAUGAUGAAGAAGGUGCUGAGUCAAAGUUGCUCAAAGCUAGAAUGAGGAUGCAACAGAAGUACAUUGAUCAGUUCUACAUGUUGUAUGAUGAUUUUCACAUGACCAAGCUCCCUUUGCUUCCAGAAGAGGUUACUGGAGUUGAUGCUCUCAAGGCUUUUUCGCAGCAUUUUCUAUCACCUUAUCAACCUUCAACCACUAGAGGUAGUGUGGAAGGCCUGGAGCGAAGAAUUGCCACGCUAAGGCAACAGUUAAUUGAUGCUGAAGCAGAGCUAGAGAGACUUAAGAAAGGAAAACAAGAGGCCUAAGUUGUUCUCUUCAAUUAUUUGCCAUUUUCUCCCUGUUCCCCUUUUCAGUCCCCUUUUUACACAAUUUACUUGGGCCUCUGGUCAAUUUUUUUUUUAGCCGCUGGAUGUGUCAUCCACUGUAUCCCAUUAUUUAUCUACUUGUAGAAUUGAUUUUUAUUGGUUCUUAGUAUAAGCAUUCUUAUGUAAUGCAAAGCUAUAUCAGCCUCCCUUUUUUCCAA
Syzygium oleosum is the source of this 1426-nucleotide messenger RNA. Its product is annotated as ATPase GET3A. Lineage: Eukaryota; Viridiplantae; Streptophyta; Magnoliopsida; Myrtales; Myrtaceae. The transcript is spliced from 7 exons. The record is from RefSeq and is a predicted model, not a curated record. The coding region runs from base 129 to 1208 and encodes 359 amino acids. Gene Ontology annotation, cellular component: GET complex. Gene Ontology annotation, molecular function: ATP binding; ATP hydrolysis activity. Gene Ontology annotation, biological process: post-translational protein targeting to endoplasmic reticulum membrane.